AUGCCGUCGAAACAGAAAAAAUCCACAGCUUCAGAAGAAACCGAAGAGGUCGAUGACGAAGUGGAGGAAACGGAGCCAAAGAAGCCCCGGAGAAAGAGAAGAAGAAGAAAGACAGUGGACUAUGGCGCCAUGUACCAGAAGGAGCUGCUGGAUUAUCACACCGACUCCUCUGAUGGAUACGAGGAUGAGUACUACAAAAAGAAAGUGUAUGAGGUGGUCACUGUCACUGGCGAUGUAAAAGGAGCCGGGACAGAUGCUAAUGUUUUUGUCACCCUUUUUGGAGAAUUUGGCGUCACACCCAAGGUUCACCUGGCCAGCAAAAGCCGAACUGCGUUUGAGAAGAAUAAGACGGAUGUUUUCCGUAUCAAAACACACAACGUGGGGCCCAUGAAGAAGCUCAGGAUCGAGCACGACAACACGGGGGGUCUGAACGCCAGCUGGUUCCUGGACCGGGUGGUGGUGACCGACAUGAACCGGCCACAUCUGCGCUUCUACUUCGCCUGCAACAACUGGCUGAGCCGGGAGGAGGGCGACAACCUGUUUGUGAGGGACCUGCUGGGCAGCAUGAACCCCAUGGACGUCCCGAAAUUAAAUAAAUACAUAGUGAGUGUGUUCACCGCUGACAUGAAGGGAAGUGGAACAGAUGCUGACGUCUUCCUGAACAUCUUUGGAGAGACUGGUGACACAGGAGAGAGACGACUGGACAGCGACAAAGACAACUUUGAGCGCGGCUCGGAGGACAAGUUUACGAUAGAGGCUCCAAACCUGGGCCGGCUGAGGAAGAUCACCAUCGGACACAACAACAGAGGCUCCUCAGCAGGAUGGUUUCUAGAUAAGGUUUCUAUUGAUGACAUGGGGAAUAAAGAGGUGUACGAGUUCCCGGUUAAUCGCUGGUUUGCCAUGGAUGAGUGUGAUGGAAAAAUACAGAGGGAUGUUUUGGUGGGAUCCGUGCAGCCAAUGGGAAUCGUCUACAACGUGCAAGUGAUGACCGGAGACGUGCGGGGCGCCGGCACCAACUCUAAGAUCCACAUGGUCAUGCACGGCUCUAAGGGCAUAAAGAACAGCGGAAAGGUUUUCCUGGAGGGCGGAGCGUUCGAGCGCGGCCUCAUCGACAUCUUCAACGUGGAGAUCUGUGAGCUGAUCAGCCCGCUCAGCAGGGUCACCAUCGGGCACGAUAACGGGGCGGUGGGGGCGGGAUGGUACUGUGAGAAGGUGGUGAUUUACUGUCCAUUCACCGGCGUCGAGCAGACGUUUCCGUGCGGGAUGUGGCUGGAUGAGGACGAGGGGGACGGGCUGAUCGAGAGGGAGCUGUACGAGAUGGUCUCUCUCCGGCAGAAAAAACUGAAAAAGUACCCGUGGUCGCUGUGGAUCUGGACCUCGGAUGUGAAGGGGGCCGGGACAGACGCUCAGGUGUUUCUGCAGAUCUACGGAGAGAACGGCAAAUCGGAUGAGGUCAAACUGGAAAACAACUCGGACAGUUUUGAGCAGGGCCAGCUGGACAAAUUCAUUGUGGAAAUGCCGGACAUUGGAAAGCUGCAGAAGCUGCGCAUCUGGCAUGAAAAGAGAAACCCAUUCGCUGGAUGGCAUUUAGCAAAGGUCACGUUGCUGAAGACCCUGACGAUGGAGAAGUACUCCUUUGAAUGCGGCCGCUGGCUGGACAUCAACGAGGACGACAACGAGAUCGUCAGAGAGCUAACAGCGACCGGGGCGUUCACCGAGGAGCCGCUGCCCUUGAUUAAGUAUCGUGUGACUAUCUGCACCGGGAACGUCAGCGGCAGUGGCACCGACGCCAGCGUCUUCCUCAACGUCAUCGGAGACCUCGGUGACACCGGGGAGCGCCUCAUGUUCAUGAGCAAAAACAACGUCAACAAAUUUGAAAAGGGCAAUCACGAUGAGUUCCUCAUUGAGUCGGUGACGUUGGGCCAGGUGCGACGAGUGCGUGUCGGCCAUGACGGUCGUGGGGGAGGUUGUGGUUGGUUCCUGGAUAAGGUGAUGGUCCGAGAGGAGGGACAGCCCGAGAGUGUGGCCAUCGAGUUCCCCUGUUUCAGGUGGUUGGACCGAAAUGAAGACGAUGGACAGAUCGUCCGUGAGUUGAGCCCCGCUGGAGAUGGCCUGCGUCUCUUCAAUGUCAGCUACCACAUAUCCAUAAAGACGGGCAGUGUGAACGGAGCCAGCUCGGACUCCCGGGUGUUUGUGAAGCUCUACGGGGAGAAAGGAGACACCAACAAGAUGCUGCUGGCAGUGUCCGACAACGACCUGAGCAACUACUACGAGACGGGACAAACGGACAUCUUCACCAUCGACACCUUUGACAUCGGACAGAUCAACCGUCUCCUGAUUGGUCACACUAACGAGGGCCUGCGGGCCGGCUGGUUCCUGGACAGCGUGCAGAUCUCUGUCCCGGUUCACGGGAAGCAGUACAUGUUCCCGAGCCACCGCUGGCUCUGCAAGGACGAGGCUGACGGGAAAGUGGAGGUGGAGAUCUACCCCAGUGAGACCCUGGACAUCGAACCAUUGAUCAACUAUGAGGUAACGAUGGUCACGGGAGACCUGCGAGCCGCCGGCACGAAUGCAAACGUCUUCUGUCAGAUCUACGGAGACGAAGGAAAAACAGAGGUUCUCUCUCUCAAGAGCCGCUCCAACAACUUCGAACGAGGCACCACGGAGAUCUUCAGGAUUGAGGCUCUGGAUGUCGGUAAGAUCUACAAGAUCCGCAUCUACCACGACGGCAAGGGCAUCGGAGACGGGUGGUUCCUGGAGACGGUGGACAUCAAGCGGCUGACGAUGGCCAUGGUGCAGGUGGAGGUGAAGAAGGAGGUGAAGAAAGACAAGAAGAAGGACAAGAAGAAGAAGAAGAAGGAGGAAGAGGACGAGGUGGAGAUCAUCGAGCAGCUGCAGGAAGUGGUGGAGACUUUCACGUUCCCCUGUAACCGCUGGCUGGCCCGGGACGAGGAGGACGGGGAGAUCGUGGUGGAGCUGCUGACGGAGGAGAAUGAAGACCUGGAGGUGAACUCGUACGAGGUCCACGUGUUCACGGGGACGAUGUUCGGGGCCGGGACUGACGCCAAUGUUUACGUCAACGUUUACGGAGAGACGGGAGACACCGGGGAGCGGCGGCUCAGGAAGGGAAACAACCUCAACAAGUUUGAGAAAGGACAGGAGGAUAUUUUCAACAUCACAGCCGUGGACUUAGGGGUCCUGAAGAAGCUGAGGAUCCGACACGACAACAGCCAGGCCAGCGCCGGGUGGUUCCUGGACAGAGUGGAGAUAGUAGACAACAAAGAUGACACCACGUACUUUUUCCCCUGUAAACGCUGGCUGGCUAUCGAUGAGGAUGACGGGCAGCUUGCCAGAGAGCUGGUUCCUGUGGACGAGGCCUUCAUGAGGAAAGGAGAUGAUGAUGAUGAGGAAGAUUCUGAAACCACGCUCGGUCUGGAGCAGAAAGCCAUGUCAACAACUUACACCAUGAGGAUAAAAACUGGAGACAAAAAAUACGCCGGGACCGACGCUAACGUCUUCAUGAUCCUGUACGGCACCAAGGACGACACGGGGACAAUCAACCUGAAGGCCUCAAAGACUCAUAAGAAUAAGUUUGAGCGAGGGAUGAUCGACGAGUUCAUCGUGGAGGCCGUGGACAUCGGACCGCUGAAGAAGCUGCGCGUCGGACACGACAACCGAGGGUCAGCGGGCUGGUUCCUAGACUGGGUGGAGAUCGACGCUCCGUCUCUGGGACAGAAACUGCGCUUCCCCUGCGGUCGCUGGUUGGAUAAAGGAGAGGACGACGGCGCCAUCAACAGGGACCUGUUCCCCAACGCUCUGCAGACGGAGCUCUACACACCCUUUGUUCCUUAUGAGAUUAAAACCUUCACCAGUGACGUGUUCGCGGCCGGUACGGAUGCCGACGUCUUCAUCGUCCUGUACGGGCGAGACGCAGUGUGUACGCAGCAGAAGUCUCUGUGUGUCAACAAGAGGGAGAGGAUCAUGUACUUUGAGAGGGGGGCAGAGGACAUGUUCAUUGUUGAGCUGGAAGACGUCGGGGAUGUUAUUGAGAAGAUCAGAAUCGGACACGAUAACCGCGGGGUGAACCCGGGCUGGCAUCUGGACCGAGUGGAGAUCAGACGUCUGCUCAGGAAGGGGAAGGGUUCAGAGACGGUCAUCUUCCCAUGUGAGAUGUGGCUCGCCAAAUCUGAGGAUGAUGGAGAAACGGUGCGAGAGCUCGUCCCCUCGGACAUCAUCACGGAGAAACUUUCUCGAGACGGGAACCUGAAAGUCACCGAGGUGGAGGUGGAGGACGCCCUGGAGACUCACACAUACAAGGUGUCGGUGAUGACGGGCGAUGUGUACGGCGGGGGGACGGACGCCAAUGUCUUCCUCACAAUUUACGGAGACCUGGGAGACACCGGGGAGAGGAAGCUCAGCAAGUCGGAGACAAACGGCAACAAGUUUGAACGAGGAUCCGUGGAUAAGUUCACCAUCGAGGCCGUGGACCUCGGGCAGGUUUUCAGGAUAAAGAUCCGCCAUGAUAACAGCAUGAUGAGCGCAGACUGGUACCUGGACCAGGUGGAGGUGUUUGACGAGGACACGGAGGAGGUGUUCCUCUUCCUGUGUGAACGCUGGCUGUCCAGGAAGAGGGAGGACCGACGCAUCGAGAGGGUCUUCUAUGUGAAGGGUUAUGAAGGAGUGCGAGAGAGUCUGAACAGGAAGAAGAAGAACUCAGCGCUGACGGUGAAGAGCGUCGACAGCAACAUGAACAAAAAGAGCAAAAAGAAGAAGGAGGAAGAAGUCGAGCUCCCAAUCAUCCCGUACCACAUCACCGUCUGCACCGGGCUGGAGCGAGACGCCAGCACCACCAGCCGGGCGUUUGUGAUCAUCGUGGGGACGAACCACACCCAGACGGAGAGGCUGUGGCUGGACCUGCCCGACGAGAGGAGGGGCUUCGAGGCCGGAUCGCUGGAGAGCUUCCGGUCAUACGGGUCGGACGUGGGGGAGAUCAAGAAGGUCGAGCUCGGGCAUGACGGGGCGACACCAGAGAGCUGCUGGCUGGUGGAUGAGCUGUCGGUUGCUGUGCCAACCAAAGGGGUCAAAUAUAUCUUCGCCUGCAAGUGCUGGCUGGCCAAAGAUCGAGGGGACGGGCUGACCUCUCGAGUAUUCAACGUGCUGGACGCAGAGGCCAUCUCCAUCUGCCAGCAGAUUAUUUACGAGUUGACGGUGGUGACGGGAGACGUGCAGAACGCAGGAACCGACACUCUGAUCUUCAUGUCCGUGUUCGGAGCCAACGGCACCACCGAGGAGAUGCUGCUGCUGAAGAACGAGGACAGGUUUGAGCGCGGCCAGGAGGACACGUUCAACAUGGAGAUUGAUGACAUCGCUCCCCUGAGGAAGAUGAGGCUCCGUAUCGACGGGUCAGGAAGCAGACCUGACUGGUUUCUCGAUAAGGUGAUCAUGCGUAACCUGACCACAGAGGAGGUUUCUGUGUUCACCUACGAGGACUGGCUCUCCAGGACUCACGGACCCAAGAGGACCAUGAUCUGUGAGAUGGCUGCUGUGGUGGACGAGGAGAUGAUGGUGGAGCCGACCACCUACAUAGUCCAGGUCAAAACUAGCGACACUGCAGGGGCCGGCACCGAUGCCAACGUAUGGAUCGUGAUUUUCGGGGAGAACGGAGACACCGGCACGCUGGCUCUGAAGGAGUGCAGCAAGUCCAACAAGUUCGAGCGCAAACAGGUCGACACGUUCCGCUUCUCAGACAUCCUGAGCCUCGGAGAGCUCUCCAAAGUCCGAGUGUGGCACGACAACUCGGGUCCUUCUGCCGGAUGGCACCUGGACUACAUCGAUGUGAAGGACGAGAUCAUGGACAAGACAUUCCGCUUCCCGUGUGACCGCUGGCUCGCCAAGAACGACGACGACGGGCAGAUCAUGAGGGAGCUGGCGUGCGCUAACAACGACUACCUGGACCUCAACGAGAAGACCAAGUACGAAAUCUGCAUCACAACCGGAGAAACUGAAACCAAAGAAAACGCCUGGAUCGUACUUGAGGGGAAGAAGGGCCGAUCAAAGGAAUUCGUGAUGGAGAACUCGUCCAAGAAGAAGAGGUUCCUGAGGGGAAAUGUGGACCGGUUUGACUUUUCCUCCAAGAACCUGGGCGACAUCGCUGGGAUCUGCCUCGGUCACACUCCCAAAGAUGGGAAGAAAGUGAAGGGGGAGGUUUUCUGGCAUGUGGAGGAGGUCGUGGUCACUGAGAGGGAACUGGGAAACAAGUACAUCUUUACCUGCAACGGCCUGAUCCCUCUGUCGCCAAAGAGAGACGACUUCCUGACCUUCGAGUGCACCAAGACCAUUGAGAGCUUCGCCAGUAAAGCCCGCAGCCUGGUGCCCGUCAAGUACGAGAUCAUCGUCAUCACGGGCGACGAGAAGGGAGCCGGGACGGACGCCAACGUCUUCAUCACCAUCUACGGCGUGAACGGAGACUCGGGUCGCCGGCAGCUGCGGCAGAAGUUCAGGAAUCUGUUCGAGCGCGAGCAGACGGACCGCUUCCUGCUGGAGAUGCUGGACAUGGGGGAGCUGCAGAAGGUCCGCAUGGAGCACGAUAACUCGGGCCUGAGCCCCGGCUGGCUGCUGGACCGCGUGGAGGUCACCAACACGGCCAACGGCGUCACCACCAUCUUCCUCUGCGGGAAGUGGCUGGACCUGCAGCGGGCCGACAAGCAGAUCGCCAGGGUGCUCUACCCCAAAUACUAGAAACAUAUUGAUUUAUACAAACUGUUUUAAAGUACAGACCAAAGAGAUUCUGCUCGGGUAAGUUUUAUAUCUCAGGAACUUUUUUAAGGUUAGAUAUUGGGAGUAAAGCCUGCUAUGAAGUACUGUGACAAGCUGUUCUGAA
Eleginops maclovinus (Patagonian blennie) is the source of this 6880-nucleotide messenger RNA. Its product is annotated as lipoxygenase homology domain-containing protein 1-like. The record is from RefSeq and is a predicted model, not a curated record. Bases 1 to 6738 code for a protein of 2245 amino acids. NCBI's taxonomy places the organism in Eukaryota, Metazoa, Chordata, Actinopteri, Perciformes, Eleginopidae. The transcript has 43 exons. Gene Ontology annotation, molecular function: protein binding.